AUGGCGCGCGCUUCGAACCUGGCCCUGGCCGGGGCGGCCAUGAGUGGCCUCGCCUUGUUGGGCGACGCCUUCGUGGCACCGAACUCCGCCCCCGCGGCGUCGGCGACCAGCCUGCGGGGUUCGCAGGCGGCCUCUCGCGCAGAGACCAGCGCCGGCGCUGCCCCGGCGGCCGUCGCCGCCUGCGGGGCGGCCGCGGCGCUGGUUGCGGGGCGGGCAGGCAGGAAGGGCCGCGUGAGCACGCUGCCCACCAGCGUGGUGCCCUUGGAGGACAGUCGCGUGGCCAGACCCGCCCUGGACCAGUCCAGCCGUUACGCAGACCUGUCCCUAGAUGAGGCAACUCUGAUCAAGAACGGCAAGCACGUGUUGGUGGCCUACAUCAUGAAGCCCAAGGCAGGCUACGACUAUUUGGCCACUGCUGCCCACUUUGCCGCUGAGUCCUCGACCGGCACCAACGUGAACGUGUGCACAACUGAUGACUUCACAAAGUCGGUGGAUGCCCUGGUGUACUACAUUGACCCGGACAAUGAGGAGAUGAAGAUUGCGUACCCGAACCUGCUGUUCGAUCGCAACAUCACCGACGGCCGCGGCAUGAUGUGCUCCUUCUUGACCCUGGCCAUUGGCAACAAUCAGGGCAGCUGGGCACCAGAGUGGAUGUGUGCUGGUUCGAGUACUGUUGGCUACGGCACCGCAUGCAUGGGCGAUGUCGAGUACGGCAAGAUUUACGACUUCUACCUGCCUCCAGCCUUCCUGAGGCUGUACGAUGGACCGUCUGUGAACGUGCAGGACAUGUGGCGCAUUCUGGGCCGCGGCACCACCAACGGCGGCCUGGUGGUGGGCACCAUCAUCAAGCCCAAGCUGGGCCUGCAGCCGAAGCCGUUUGGCGAGGCAUGCUACUCCUUCUGGCAGGGCGGUGACUUCAUCAAGAACGAUGAGCCGCAGGGCAACCAGGUGUUCUGCCAGAUGAACGAGUGCAUCCCUGAGGUGGUGAAGGCCAUGAGGGCGGCCAUCAAGGAGACCGGCAGCUUCAAGCUCUUCUCCGCCAACAUCACUGCGGAUGACCCGAACGAGAUGAUUGCCCGCGGCAAGUACAUCCUGUCUCAGUUCGGUCCUUUGUCUGAGAACUGCGCCUUCCUGGUGGACGGCUACGUUGCGGGCGGCACUGCGGUAACCUGCUGCAGGCGCAACUUCCCCAAGCAGUUCCUGCACUACCACCGUGCCGGCCAUGGCUCAGUGACCAGCCCCCAGACCCAGCGAGGCUACACUGCCUUCGUGCACACCAAGAUCUCGCGAGUCAUCGGCGCGUCCGGCAUCCACGUGGGCACCAUGAGCUUUGGUAAGAUGGAGGGCGAUGCGUCGGACAAGAACAUUGCUUUCAUGCUGCAGGACGACGAGGCGGAUGGCCCGUACUACCGCCAGGAGUGGCAGGGCAUGAAGCAGACCACGCCCAUCAUCUCGGGCGGCAUGAACGCGCUGCGGUUGCCGGCGUUCUUCGAGAAUCUGAGCCACUCCAACGUGAUCCUGACCGCAGGCGGGGGCGCCUUCGGCCACAAGGACGGCCCCAAGAUUGGCGCCAUCUCUUGCCGUCAGGGCGAGGAUGCCUGGAAGGCAUGGAAGUCGGGACAGUACGGCAACAUCAGCCUGAGCGACGGCGUGAUUGAGUUCGCCAAGACCCACGAGGAGAUCAAGGGUGCGUUCCUGACCUUCCAGAAGGACGCUGACCAGAUCUACCCUGGCUGGAAGGAGAAGCUAGGCUACACUGGUGAGUCGUCCGUGCAGGCGGCAAGCUUCGACUGGGCCAAGCGCGCGUCGGCGGCGGUCUUUGUGGGUGCCAGUGUGGCCCCAGCCAAGAAGGAGAGCUCGGUGACCCGCCAGGCUCUUGACCAGUCCAGCCGCUACGCGGACCUGUCCCUGGAUGAGGCAACUCUGAUCAAGAACGGCAAGCACGUGUUGGUAGCCUACAUCAUGAAGCCCAAGGCAGGCUACGACUAUUUGGCCACUGCUGCCCACUUUGCCGCUGAGUCCUCGACCGGCACCAACGUGAACGUGUGCACCACUGAUGACUUCACAAAGUCGGUGGAUGCCCUGGUGUACUACAUUGACCCGGACAAUGAGGAGAUGAAGAUUGCGUACCCGAACCUGCUGUUCGAUCGCAACAUCACCGACGGCCGCGGCAUGAUGUGCUCCUUUUUGACCCUGGCCAUUGGCAACAAUCAGGGCAUGGGCGAUGUCGAGUACGGCAAGAUCUACGACUUCUACCUGCCUCCAGCCUUCCUGAGGUUGUACGAUGGACCGUCUGUGAACGUGCAGGACAUGUGGCGCAUUCUGGGCCGUGGCACCACCAACGGCGGCCUGGUGGUGGGCACCAUCAUCAAGCCCAAGCUGGGCCUGCAGCCGAAGCCGUUUGGCGAGGCAUGCUACUCCUUCUGGCAGGGCGGUGACUUCAUCAAGAACGAUGAGCCGCAGGGCAACCAGGUGUUCUGCCAGAUGAACGAGUGCAUCCCUGAGGUGGUGAAGGCCAUGAGGGCGGCCAUCAAGGAGACCGGCAGCUUCAAGCUCUUCUCCGCCAACAUCACUGCGGAUGACCCGAACGAGAUGAUUGCCCGCGGCAAGUACAUCCUGUCUCAGUUCGGUCCUUUGUCCGAGAACUGCGCCUUCCUGGUGGACGGCUACGUUGCGGGCGGCACUGCAGUGACCUGCUGCAGGCGCAACUUCCCCAAGCAGUUCCUGCACUACCACCGUGCCGGCCACGGCUCGGUGACCAGCCCCCAGACCCAGCGAGGCUACACUGCCUUCGUGCACACCAAGAUCUCGCGAGUCAUCGGCGCGUCCGGCAUCCACGUGGGCACCAUGAGCUUUGGUAAGAUGGAGGGCGAUGCGUCGGACAAGAACAUUGCUUUCAUGCUGCAGGACGAUGAGGCGGAUGGGCCUUACUACCGCCAGGAGUGGCAGGGCAUGAAGCAGACCACGCCCAUCAUCUCGGGCGGCAUGAACGCGCUGCGGUUGCCGGCGUUCUUCGAGAAUCUGAGCCACUCCAACGUGAUCCUGACCGCAGGCGGUGGCGCCUUCGGCCACAAGGACGGCCCCAAGAUUGGUGCCAUCUCCUGCCGUCAGGGCGAGGAUGCCUGGAAGGCAUGGAAGUCGGGACAGUACGGCAACAUCAGCCUGAGCGACGGCGUGAUUGAGUUCGCCAAGACCCACGAGGAGAUCAAGGGUGCGUUCUUGACCUUCCAGAAGGACGCUGACCAGAUCUACCCUGGCUGGAAGGAGAAGCUAGGCUACACUGGUGAGUCGUCCGUGCAGGCGGCAAGCUUCGACUGGGCCAAGCGCGCGUCGGCGGCGGCCUUUGUGGGUGCCAGUGUGGCCCCAGCCAAGAAGGAGAGCUCGGUGACCCGCCAGGCUCUUGACCAGUCCAGCCGCUACGCGGACCUGUCCCUGGAUGAGGCAACUCUGAUCAAGAACGGCAAGCACGUGUUGGUGGCCUACAUCAUGAAGCCCAAGGCAGGCUACGACUAUUUGGCCACCGCUGCCCACUUUGCCGCUGAGUCCUCCACGGGCACCAACGUGAACGUGUGCACCACUGAUGACUUCACAAAGUCGGUGGAUGCCCUGGUGUACUACAUUGACCCGGACAAUGAGGAGAUGAAGAUUGCGUACCCGAACCUGCUGUUCGAUCGCAACAUCACCGACGGCCGCGGCAUGAUGUGCUCCUUUUUGACCCUGGCCAUUGGCAACAAUCAGGGCAUGGGCGAUGUCGAGUACGGCAAGAUCUACGACUUCUACCUGCCUCCAGCCUUCCUGAGGCUGUACGAUGGACCGUCUGUGAACGUGCAGGACAUGUGGCGCAUUCUGGGCCGCGGCACCACCAACGGCGGCCUGGUGGUGGGCACCAUCAUCAAGCCCAAGCUGGGCCUGCAGCCGAAGCCGUUUGGCGAGGCAUGCUACUCCUUCUGGCAGGGCGGUGACUUCAUCAAGAACGAUGAGCCGCAGGGCAACCAGGUGUUCUGCCAGAUGAACGAGUGCAUCCCUGAGGUGGUGAAGGCCAUGAGGGCGGCCAUCAAGGAGACCGGCAGCUUCAAGCUCUUCUCCGCCAACAUCACUGCGGAUGACCCGAACGAGAUGAUUGCCCGCGGCAAGUACAUCCUGUCUCAGUUCGGUCCUUUGUCCGAGAACUGCGCCUUCCUGGUGGACGGCUACGUUGCGGGCGGCACUGCAGUGACCUGCUGCAGGCGCAACUUCCCCAAGCAGUUCCUGCACUACCACCGUGCCGGCCACGGCUCGGUGACCAGCCCCCAGACCCAGCGAGGCUACACUGCCUUCGUGCACACCAAGAUCUCUCGAGUCAUCGGCGCGUCCGGCAUCCACGUGGGCACCAUGAGCUUUGGUAAGAUGGAGGGCGAUGCGUCGGACAAGAACAUUGCUUUCAUGCUGCAGGACGAUGAGGCGGAUGGGCCUUACUACCGCCAGGAGUGGCAGGGCAUGAAGCAGACCACGCCCAUCAUCUCGGGCGGCAUGAACGCGCUGCGGUUGCCGGCGUUCUUCGAGAACCUGAGCCACUCCAACGUGAUCCUGACCGCAGGCGGCGGCGCCUUCGGCCACAAGGACGGCCCCAAGAUUGGUGCCAUCUCCUGCCGUCAAGGUGAGGAUGCCUGGAAGGCAUGGAAGUCGGGCCAGUACGGCAACAUCAGCCUGAGCGAUGGCGUGAUUGAGUUCGCCAAGACCCAUGAGGAGAUCAAGGGUGCAUUCUUGACCUUCCAGAAGGAUGCCGAUCAGAUUUACCCUGGCUGGAAGGAGAAGCUGGGCUACACUGGUGAGUCGUCCGUGCAGGACGCGGACGAGGACACUGUGGCCAGAGAUUGGGAGGGCUAUCUGGACAAGCUCUACACGUUGCUGGUGGCCUACGCCCUGGCUGGCACGGGCCGAGUGUCAGGCGGCAUGGCGCUGCUGAAUGCUGCUGAUGCCUUCGUGGCGCCCACAGUUGCGGCACCGAGCCUCCGGGGCUCCAACGCAGCCGUGGCGCAGGCUCAGAGUGCGCCAUCCUCCAGCGCUUUGCCGGCCAUUGCCUGCGGUGGCGCAGUGGCUGCUGCAGCGGUCGCCGCCCGGACAGGCCGCCAGUCACGUACUUCCAGCCUGCCCACCAGCGUUGUGCCAGUCAAGGAGAGCUGUGUGGCUCGACGCGCGCUGGACCAAUCUAGCCGAUACGCCGACCUCUCCUUAGACGAGCAGACGCUGAUCCGGAACGGCAAGCACGUGCUGGUGGCCUACAUCAUGAAGCCCAAGGCAGGCUACGACUAUUUGGCCACCGCUGCCCACUUUGCUGCUGAGUCCUCCACGGGCACCAACGUGAACGUGUGCACCACCGAUGACUUCACGAAGUCGGUGGAUGCCCUGGUGUACUACAUUGACCCGGACAACGAGGAGAUGAAGAUUGCGUACCCGAACCUGCUGUUCGACCGCAACAUCAUUGACGGCCGCGGCAUGAUGUGCUCCUUUUUGACCUUGGCCAUCGGCAACAAUCAGGGCAUGGGUGACGUGGAGUACGGCAAGAUCUACGACUUCUACCUGCCUCCUGCUUUCCUGAGGCUGUACGAUGGGCCCUCAGUGAACGUGAUGGACAUGUGGCGCAUCCUGGGCCGUGGCACGACCAACGGUGGCCUGGUGGUGGGCACCAUUAUCAAGCCCAAGCUGGGCCUGCAGCCAAAGCCGUUCGGUGAGGCGUGCUACUCCUUCUGGCAGGGCGGUGACUUCAUCAAGAACGAUGAGCCGCAAGGCAACCAGGUGUUCUGCCAGAUGAACGAGUGCAUCCCUGAGGUGGUGAAGGCCAUGAGGGCGGCCAUCAAGGAGACCGGCAGCUUCAAGCUCUUCUCCGCCAACAUCACUGCGGAUGAUCCGAAUGAGAUGAUUGCGCGGGGCAAGUACAUCCUGUCUCAGUUCGGUCCUUUGUCUGAGAACUGUGCCUUUCUGGUGGACGGCUACGUUGCCGGUGGCACUGCGGUGACCUGCUGCAGGCGUAACUUCCCCCAGCAGUUCCUGCACUACCACCGUGCCGGCCACGGCUCUGUGACCAGCCCCCAGACCCAGCGAGGCUACACUGCCUUCGUGCACACCAAGAUCUCGCGAGUCAUCGGCGCGUCCGGCAUCCACGUGGGCACCAUGAGCUUUGGUAAGAUGGAGGGCGAUGCGUCGGACAAGAACAUUGCUUUCAUGCUGCAGGACGAUGAGGCGGAUGGGCCCUACUACCGCCAGGAGUGGCAGGGCAUGAAGCAGACCACGCCCAUCAUCUCGGGCGGCAUGAACGCGCUGCGGUUGCCGGCGUUCUUCGAGAAUCUGAGCCACUCCAACGUGAUCCUGACCGCCGGCGGUGGCGCGUUCGGCCACAAGGACGGCCCCAAGAUUGGUGCCAUCUCUUGCCGUCAGGGUGAGGAUGCCUGGAAGGCAUGGAAGUCGGGCCAGUUCGGGAACAUCAGCCUGAGCGAUGGCGUGAUUGAGUUCGCCAAGACGCACGAGGAGAUCAAGGGUGCCUUCCUGACCUUCCAGAAGGAUGCCGACCAGAUCUACCCUGGCUGGAAGGAGAAGCUGGGCUACACUGGCGAGUCCUCCGUGCAGGCGGCAAGCUUCGACUGGUCCAAGCGUGCAGCGGCAGCAGCCUUUGUGGGCGCCAGCGUGGCCCCUGCCAAGAAGGAGAGCUCGGUGACCCGCCAGGCUCUUGACCAGUCCAGCCGCUACGCGGACCUGUCCCUGGAUGAGGCAACUCUGAUCAAGAAUGGCAAGCACGUGUUGGUGGCCUACAUCAUGAAGCCCAAGGCCGGCUACGACUACCUGGCCACCGCUGCCCACUUUGCUGCUGAGUCCUCCACGGGCACCAACGUGAACGUGUGCACCACCGAUGACUUCACAAAGUCGGUGGAUGCCCUGGUGUACUACAUUGACCCGGACAACGAGGAGAUGAAGAUUGCGUACCCGAACCUACUGUUCGACCGCAACAUCAUUGACGGCCGCGGCAUGAUGUGCUCCUUUUUGACCUUGGCCAUCGGCAACAAUCAGGGCAUGGGUGACGUGGAGUACGGCAAGAUCUACGACUUCUACCUGCCUCCUGCGUUCCUGAGGCUGUACGAUGGGCCCUCAGUGAACGUGAUGGACAUGUGGCGCAUCCUGGGCCGUGGCACAACCAACGGUGGCCUGGUGGUGGGCACCAUCAUCAAGCCCAAGCUGGGCCUGCAGCCAAAGCCGUUCGGUGAGGCGUGCUACUCCUUCUGGCAGGGCGGUGACUUCAUCAAGAACGAUGAGCCGCAAGGCAACCAGGUGUUCUGCCAGAUGAACGAGUGCAUCCCUGAGGUGGUGAAGGCCAUGAGGGCGGCCAUCAAGGAGACCGGCAGCUUCAAGCUCUUCUCCGCCAACAUCACUGCGGAUGAUCCGAAUGAGAUGAUUGCGCGGGGCAAGUACAUCCUGUCUCAGUUCGGUCCUUUGUCUGAGAACUGUGCCUUUCUGGUGGACGGCUACGUUGCCGGUGGCACUGCGGUGACCUGCUGCAGGCGUAACUUCCCCCAGCAGUUCCUGCACUACCACCGUGCCGGCCACGGCUCUGUGACCAGCCCCCAGACCCAGCGAGGCUACACUGCCUUCGUGCACACCAAGAUCUCGCGAGUCAUCGGCGCGUCCGGCAUCCACGUGGGCACCAUGAGCUUCGGCAAGAUGGAGGGCGAUGCGUCAGACAAGAACAUUGCGUUCAUGCUGCAGGACGAUGAGGCGGAUGGCCCCUACUACCGCCAGGAGUGGCAGGGCAUGAAGCAGACCACGCCCAUCAUCUCGGGCGGCAUGAACGCGCUGCGGUUGCCGGCGUUCUUCGAGAAUCUGAGCCACUCUAACGUGAUCCUGACCGCAGGCGGUGGCGCCUUCGGCCACAAGGACGGCCCCAAGAUUGGUGCCAUCUCCUGCCGUCAGGGUGAGGAUGCCUGGAAGGCAUGGAAGUCGGGCCAGUUCGGCAACAUCAGCCUGAGCGACGGCGUGAUUGAGUUCGCCAAGACGCACGAGGAGAUCAAGGGUGCAUUCUUGACCUUCCAGAAGGAUGCCGACCAGAUUUACCCUGGCUGGAAGGAGAAGCUGGGCUACACUGGCGAGUCCUCCGUGCAGGCGGCAAGCUUCGACUGGUCCAAGCGUGCAGCGGCAGCAGCCUUUGUGGGCGCCAGCGUGGCCCCUGCCAAGAAGGAGAGCUCGGUGACCCGCCAGGCUCUUGACCAGUCCAGCCGCUACGCGGACCUGUCCCUGGAUGAGGCAACUCUGAUCAAGAAUGGCAAGCACGUGUUGGUGGCCUACAUCAUGAAGCCCAAGGCCGGCUACGACUACCUGGCCACGGCCGCGCACUUUGCCGCGGAGUCCUCCACAGGAACCAACGUGAACGUGUGCACUACCGAUGACUUCACGAAGUCGGUGGACGCCCUGGUGUACUACAUUGACCCGGACAACGAGGAGAUGAAGAUUGCGUACCCGAACCUGCUGUUCGACCGCAACAUCAUCGAUGGCCGCGGCAUGAUGUGCUCCUUCCUGACCCUGGCCAUCGGCAACAACCAGGGCAUGGGUGACGUGGAGUACGGCAAGAUCUACGACUUCUACCUGCCUCCUGCGUUCCUGAGGUUGUACGAUGGGCCCUCAGUGAACGUGAUGGACAUGUGGCGCAUCCUGGGCCGUGGCACGACCAACGGUGGCCUGGUGGUGGGCACCAUCAUCAAGCCCAAGCUGGGCCUGCAACCAAAGCCGUUUGGUGAGGCGUGCUACUCCUUCUGGCAGGGCGGUGACUUCAUCAAGAACGAUGAGCCGCAAGGCAACCAGGUGUUCUGCCAGAUGAACGAGUGCAUCCCUGAGGUGGUGAAGGCCAUGAGGGCGGCCAUCAAGGAGACCGGCAGCUUCAAGCUCUUCUCCGCCAACAUCACUGCGGAUGAUCCGAAUGAGAUGAUUGCGCGGGGCAAGUACAUCCUGUCUCAGUUCGGUCCUUUGUCUGAGAACUGCGCCUUCCUGGUGGAUGGCUAUGUUGCCGGUGGCACUGCGGUGACCUGCUGCAGGCGUAACUUCCCCCAGCAGUUCCUGCACUACCACCGUGCCGGCCACGGCUCAGUGACCAGCCCCCAGACCCAGCGAGGCUACACUGCCUUCGUGCACACCAAGAUCUCGCGAGUCAUCGGCGCGUCCGGCAUCCACGUGGGCACCAUGAGCUUCGGCAAGAUGGAGGGCGAUGCGUCAGACAAGAACAUUGCGUUCAUGCUGCAGGACGACGAGGCGGACGGCCCUUACUACCGCCAGGAGUGGCAGGGCAUGAAGCAGACCACGCCCAUCAUCUCGGGCGGCAUGAACGCGCUGCGGUUGCCGGCGUUCUUCGAGAAUCUGAGCCACUCCAACGUGAUCCUGACCGCAGGCGGUGGCGCCUUCGGCCACAAGGACGGCCCCAAGAUUGGUGCCAUCUCUUGCCGCCAGGGUGAGGAUGCCUGGAAGGCAUGGAAGUCGGGCCAGUUCGGGAACAUCAGCCUGAGCGAUGGCGUGAUUGAGUUCGCCAAGACGCACGAGGAGAUCAAGGGUGCCUUCCUGACCUUCCAGAAGGAUGCCGACCAGAUCUACCCUGGCUGGAAGGAGAAGCUGGGCUACACUGGCGAGUCCUCCGUGCAGGCUGCGAGCUUCGACUGGUCCAAGCGCGCCUAA
Molecule: messenger RNA, 9684 nt
Organism: Effrenium voratum
Lineage: Eukaryota; Dinophyceae; Suessiales; Symbiodiniaceae
Source: the annotation of a GenBank genome assembly